This is a messenger RNA of Heterotrigona itama, 2369 nucleotides long. NCBI's taxonomy places the organism in Eukaryota, Metazoa, Arthropoda, Insecta, Hymenoptera, Apidae. The record is from the annotation of a GenBank genome assembly.
AUGGAAUCUGUCUCGACGAUAACACAAUCAAACGAGUCUUUCAACAGUAUUAACGUCGAAGACAAUGUGGAACAACAAUUAGGUGAGUGAUGUUUAUAAAAAAACGAUCGGGUUCUCGAAUCUUUCGGCUGGCUGUGAAAUAAUCAAGUACGUAGUUGAUGGUAUUUUAUAUUAUUUUUUUGUAAUUUAUUGUAAAAAAGAUAAACAGAUCGUGAUUUGUAAUUAUCUUAUAUGCUUGUAGUUAUGUUUUGUAUUCAUACGUUUUGUCGGGAGCUUUUCAAUCAAUGUCAAUCUCACGCGUGAUAUUCCAUGUUGGAAUAUUAUUUUUAUCAUUCCCGUAAGAAGGAAAUAUUAAUAAUGAUCAUUUACAAACGAAUCAAGUGUGCACUCGGUCACGGACUGGCAACAAAGUACGAGACUUCAGGGAGGAACAAAUGGAAACCGAUUUGAAACUGUUAAAAUUCUUAACAGACAAUCAGUUGACGUUGACCCAAGUUAAUGGUCAAAGGAAGCUCGGUCCACCGCCAGGUUGGACUGGACCACCUCCUGGCCCGAAAUGCGAGAUUUUCGUCGGCAGUAUACCGCGAAAUUAUUACGAGCCCGACAUUGUUCAUAUAUUCGGUACAGUGGGGACGAUUUACGAGUUACGCUUGAUGAUGGAAUUCUCUGGCACAAACAGGGGCUACUGUUUUAUUAUGUACACCACCGAAGAGGAGGCAGCCCGCGCUGUCAAAGAACUGCAUCAUUACGAAAUUUACCCGGGGAAAAGACUCGGUGUUGUUCCAAGUGCCAAUAAUUGCCGGCUGUGUAUUAAUCGCCUCCCUCGAAAUCUCGAUUCCAAGUCUAUCAUCAAGAGAAUUUACGAGAUGACCGAUGACGUCGAUAAAGUGGCCGUUUAUAGAAACUCUAAUGGCUGCCUCUGCUACGUCUUGGUUUCGUAUAAAACUCAUCGAAGCGCUGCCAUGGCGAGGAAAAUACUGGUGCCUGAAUCGAUGUCGCUUUUUAAAAACUGCGAGGUCAAUAUAGAAUGGGCUAAUGCGAAUAUGACACCUUCUAACGUGUACGAAGAAAGUGGGACGUGCGACGCGGAGGGCAACGUGGAAAUAACGAAAACCUUUAUCGAGCAAAUUAAAGAUAAAAAGGUGGCGGGUGGUCGGAUAAACGAUAAACGAUCGAACGCGAUGAACAAUCAACGAACGCAGAGAUCAACCGAGCCACCGAUUCAGAAAGGUCGGCCGAUAAAAGCCGCGUCGUUCGAUUCUUCGAGAAAGUCAUCUCUCGAUAGUCCAAAUGAUCGGCACACGAUUGAAAAGUGCCAGUCGAGAAGUUCGGUUUGCUCCAAUUGCUUGUUGGUGGAGCGUGCGAGGAAGAAGUGGAAAAGCAAGGCAGAUCUCGCCUUUCAAGCGAACGACGCGAAUGAAAAUCUUAAAUACAGUCUGGAUCACGAAUCGAAAAUGAUCGUUGCUGCAAGUGGUCCGUACCUGUCCCAUCUAUCUAGGGGAAAACGCUCGAGGAACGCAAAGACGUGGAACGGCCUGCUGCAAAGACGUUCGAACGAGACUUUCGGUAGCAUUCAAUAUUUUUCGAGAAACCAGACAAACGUCCAUUGCGAUCUGAUGAACAAUCGCAGAGCAGAAUGCUACUCUUGUCAUCGUCAAGGUAGCAGUUUCAAUUCACCGAGACAAUCUCUGAACGAUUUCCAAUCGGUUAACUGUUGGGACUUGGGCCUCGUGGAAAAUUUCUCUAGAGGCUUGAACAUUACAAACGAGAACGAUGGUAAAAAUUGCGUUAACCAAGAGCAGACUGUCUAUAACAGCGAACACGUUCGCCACUUGUCGAACAAUUCUCUGCAUCCUCACCCCUCGAACGAAACUGACCGCCAACUUGCAAAUUAUCAGUAUAACAGUUGCUGUCAACAUUUCGCGAUCAACGCUGCCGAGCAGAACAACAGAAUGGACUACGUUCAAUAUCCAAAUCAAAGUUUCAUGUACAACUUGCAAAAUGUUCGUGAGUUGCCGGCGUUUCGCGGAUAUUUCCAGCAACAGUUCUCGUCGAACGACGUGAAACCGGCAGCAAUCGGUUCCUUAACUCCCGAAUUCCACCCCACGGAGAAUUAUUAUUAUCGCAAACAACCUAACGCAAGCGUGUCAGCGAUGCCAAACAGAUGUGCAAACGAUCACAAGUAUUUCAACCAUCAUCUGGUGGUUAACAACUCGCUGCAGCGAAAUUACGAUUCUCUCUUGUGUACUACGUUGAACUUUGACGAAAGGUUCGCGUACGAGAAUCGCAUGAAUCCUAUGAACCCGAUGAAAGAUACGACGUUCGCAGAAAAUAAGAUGCAGCUUGAGGAGAAGUUUCGGAAACUUUGA